UUAUAAUUUAAGAGACAGCAUAAAGAAUAUUUGUUUCUCAACAAUACAUUUAUUGUGUAUUUGUAGUGGUUACUCUUAUUACGAAUUCUUUAAGUUUUAACGUGCUAACGUUUUUAUCCACAUUCUAGAACAGUUAUCUUUAUUUAACUAUUUUAAGUACGACGUUCUGUGGAAUCAUAACAAGGAGUUUUUUGGUGAAGUGAAUGACAAAAAUGGACUAACAUGGAAUAAUAGUAUUGGUGACUCUUAUAUCUAAAACAUGGAGGAAAAGACGGAAGAUUCAUUCCAGCUUCACGUUAAUAUUAUGAAAUCGCAAUGUAUGCAGCAUCUGGGUCAAGAAAUACACUCUGACACAGGUAAACCUGCAGGUCUCCAACAUCUGGGUCAAGAAAUACACUCUGACACAGGUAAACCUGCAUGUCCCCAGCAUCUGGGUCAAGAAAUACACUCUGACACAGGUAAACCUGCAGGUCCCCAGCAUCUGGGUCAAGAAAUACACUCUGACACAGGUAAACCUGCAGGUCCCCAGCAUCUGGGUCAAGAAAUACACUCUGACACAGGUAAACCUGCAGGUCCCCAGCAUCUGGGUCAAGAAAUACACUCUGACACAGGUAAACCUGCAGGUCUACAACAAGCGCUCGAGGAGGAACAUUUAUCAUCACCGGGGACAAAACGUGAAAAAGUAACUAAAGUUUGCGAUUUGUGCACAUUUGAUAACCUUCAAGAACCCGCAAUUGGUUUUUGUAUUAACUGCACUGAUUUUCUAUGCAAACGCUGCCUUGUGAAUCAUUCGAGAAUAAAGGUUACACGUUCACAUGUAGUACUUCAAGGGGAUACAAUGCCUGCUAAUGCUGAACCAUUUCUUGGAUUGCGUGCCCUUGUGAAAUGUAAACUUCAUCCAGAAUACGACAUAGAAUUUAUAUGUGCUGAACACUCCACAAAUGUAUGUGCCAUAUGCAUCACAGAUAAACACCAUAAGUGUAAAUUGCACAAAUUGUGCGCCCCGAAUACCGGAGAUAAUCCUAAACAAGAUGCCGUAGUUGAAGAAAGUAUUUUGAAUCUAGAAUCGCAAAUAGAGCAAUUUGCUUCUAAUCGAGAACGAUAUUUGAAGCGCAUGCAGGAAGACAGGGAAAGAAUAAUAAAAGAAGCUCAAGAAAAUGCGAAAUUGUUGAUAGAGAAGAUUGAAACACACACUAAACUGUUGGAAGAUGAAAUCACACAAUUGGUGAACAAAGAAACUAAUAUCACUGAAUCGAACAUAAAUGAUGCCAAAAGUAUGUACACGGAGCUAAGAAGAAUAAAAGAUUUACAUGAAACCUCUCAUAAGUAUGGGAGUGCUAAGGAAUGCGUUCUUGCUGCAUGCCAUGUUGAUGCGACUUCCAAGGAAAUCGCGAGGAAAAUUACUCUUUUGGAAACGUAUGACGAUACGAAAUAUUUAAUUGACAUAGUUGAACAGUUACCUAGAUUUUCCAAUAUUUGCAAUAUUUCAUUGACCAUCGGGGAGAAAAGCAGCUCUGAAAUAGAAAAUGCGAGCGAUGAAGUUGUAGAAUUUCCUGAAUGUAAUGAAAUAAAUGAACAUUUGUUCAACCAGUCAGUGCGAGACAUUGGAAUCCAAUGUGAAUAUUUUAUUUCGAAAUGCAAUCAGGAAGUCCAGACAGUUGACAGGGGAUCUUUGUCUCCACCAACAGUACAAAAGGAUGAAUUACGUGCUGUGCAUUGUACAAUGUUUGAUGAAGCAACCCCAAGUAUUACAAAACCGUUUAUUGAACGGUUGGUUGGCGAGAAAUCGUCAUAUUACAUUGGGAACAACAGUGAUGCAUAUUUGUCCCGCAUUACAGCUAUUCAAAUAUUUUCUGAUGGGAAAAUUCUGUUGGCAGACAGAUCAAACAAAGCGAUAAAGUUGUUGUCAAGCGAUUUCGAGGUUAUUGACGAGUACACGCUUUCUGGGUCUCCACUAGAUGUAUGUCUAGUUGAUGAUGACAUCUACGUCUGUUGCUCUGACGAAAAACAAGUUUCCAGAUUUGGGAUUAACGUCGAUGGAGAAUUGUUUAAGACGGGUGGAUACCCAACUCGGCUGUGGCCUGUGAGCAUAUCGCAUUUUGAUCAAAAAGUAAUUAUAUUGUUCUUGACACAGGAAGACAGUGUUGAUGAUGUCGAAUCAGAAAGCGUUACUAUCGAAAUCAGAGACGGUAGCAGAAUCGAUCGCGGGUUUUAUAUAGACGUUGAUGAUUCAGAUGAUGAAGACGAUGAUCUAUAUCACAUAGUGGACGCUAAAAGAAUCUUAACUUUAGAGACUGGUUCUGUCUUACUAGCAGAGAAUGACCGUGUUUCUUGUUAUGAUAUUGACGCGCGCGAAGAGGAAAUUGGCGGCCGAGAAUGGUUUUAUAGAUCUUAUGGAAAGAAUCAUUUGCAUAACACCCGAGGCCUAGCUACAGACACAGAGGGCAACGUCUACAUUUGUGGACAAGAUUCAAAUAACGUUCAUCAGGUGUCGUCCAUGAAUUAUCGGCAAAACAGAAUUCUGAUAGCUGAUAUCAACAUGCCAUUGUCGGUGUGUGUGGAUUCAGAGCGAGACCGACUGAUCGUGGGCUGUGACGAGGACGAUUACAUUCAUGUGUUUGAAUUUAAAUAAGCAUUUUUGGUUGAGCAUGAGCACAUAUAUUUUGCAAUUAUUUUUAGUGUUGCUUUUUACAAAAGUGUCACAUCAAAUGAACGAUUGAGUAUUACAUUCGCUGUGUAGAUUGGUAUUGUGUUUGUAUAUGUUUGAAGUACGUUCAUGUUAAUUUGUAUAUAUUUGAAGUACUGUAAGAUUAUUUUGUAUAUUUUGAAGUAGUUUAAGUUAAAUUCUAUAAUGGUCUUAUGGUUCCAGCAAACUAAACUCUAACAAAUUGUCUGAUUGUUUAUGUUAUAAUCCUUAUUUAGAUAAAUAGUAUAUGUAUUUCUUUCAUAAAGUGACUUAUAACAUUAAAAUGCAAAGUAAUAUUUUGGGAACUCUAAAGGCAAUACUAUAAGCUUCUAGUGAGCCACUGCAAAACAAGGGCCGUAUAGAUCAAUCUUCUAGUGAGCCACUGCAAAACAAGGGCCGUAUAGAUCAAUCUUCUAGUGAGCCACUGCAAAACAAGGGCCGUAUAGAUCAAUCUUCUAGUGAGCCACUGCAAAACAAGGGCCGUAUAGAUCAAUCUUCUAGUGAGCCACUGCAAAACAAAGGACGUAUAGAUCAAUCUUCUAGUGAGCCACUGCAAAACAAGGGCCGUAUAGAUCAAUCUUCUAGUGAGCCACUGCAAAACAAGGGCCGUAUAGAUCAAUCUUCUAGUGAGCCACUGCAAAACAAGGGCCGUAUAGAUCAAUCUUCUAGUGAGCCACUGCAAAACAAGGGCCGUAUAGAUCAAUCUUCUAGUGAGCCACUGCAAAACAAGGGCCGUAUAGAUCAAUCUUCUAGUGAGCCACUGCAAAACAAGGGCCGUAUAGAUCAAUCUUCUAGUGAGCCACUGCAAAACAAGGGCCGUAUAGAUCAAUCUUCUAGUGAGCCACUGCAAAACAAGGGCCGUAUAGAUCAAUCUUCUAGUGAGCCACUGCAAAAUAAGGGCCGUAUAGAUCAAUCUUCUAGUGAGCCACUGCAAAACAAGGGCCGUAUAGAUCAAUCUUCUAGUGAGCCACUGCAAAACAAGGGCCGUAUAGAUCAAUCUUCUAGUGAGCCACUGCAAAACAAGGGCCGUAUAUAUCAAUCUUCUGUCGGUUGUGUGGAAAGCACUUCAAUCGUAUUGUAUUGUGUGAAUAUUUGCUAUUUCUGAUAACAAAAUGUAUACAUUGUGUAAAACAUAGCAUGUUUAUCAGACGUUACUUAAUGUAUUUGUUUGAAAUUCGACUGAGGGGUGUAGGUUUUAUUUGAAUGUUUACUUCAAUUAUAAAGUAUAAAGAAAAGUAAUCACAUGGUUAGAAUGUGAUUUUAAUAAAACAAUUUCGAUGAACGCAUGUUUGCAUUUUUCUUUGCCUUUUUUCAAAAGUGCACUUUCAUAUGGUCUUCGUCUUAUAUAAUGUAGUUUUCUCAGACAUACUUUAUAUUUAAAACAAAUAAUUAUACUUAUAUUCGUAUAUAUUAUUAUGAGAUAGAACAAAUACUAGUAUACCUGUUUCAUUGAAAAAAAGUAAAAUAACAUUUACACGUCUUGGUUACAUUUAAUUUAUUAAAAAAUCGCUUAUUGGGUUGCGUAAUCAAAUAAUGAUAUAAGUUUGAAGGUAAAUGUUAUUCAAUUGUUUAACUUUGAAUUUCUUCUUGAUCAGGCUUAUUGUGUGUAAUAUAUUUAUGUGUGCAACACCAUAUUAGUUUGUUUCGAUAUGCAUGUGUUUGUUUGCAUUUUAAUAAAAUGUAUUUGCAAAGUU
Dreissena polymorpha is the source of this 4380-nucleotide messenger RNA. Its product is annotated as equilibrative nucleobase transporter 1-like. NCBI's taxonomy places the organism in Eukaryota, Metazoa, Mollusca, Bivalvia, Myida, Dreissenidae. The transcript has 3 exons. The record is from RefSeq and is a predicted model, not a curated record. The coding region runs from base 260 to 2632 and encodes 790 amino acids.